AUGCCUCCCGCUUACAAUGCGUGUAACGUGGAAUCUGAUACACCUGCUACACCAGAAGAGCUUGGACUGCGGUCCAGUCUCACUCGAAAUUUCCCCGCACCUCUUGUUGUCGAUGCCCUCAUGCUUUCGCGUCUGCCGUCAAGUGGCGGCGAGUGGACGUGUCUUCAAGAGGUCACGGUACCAAACCCUGCCAGGCUGAGCCAGGAACAAACCUUUGCCCAGCAAGCUACCAAGAUUACUGUUCCAAGUUAUCAUGCCCCUCUGUGGCUCUGUCACAUCACAUGCUAA
Molecule: messenger RNA, 288 nt
Organism: Fusarium odoratissimum NRRL 54006
Lineage: Eukaryota; Fungi; Ascomycota; Sordariomycetes; Hypocreales; Nectriaceae
Exons: 2
Coding region: 1-288 (95 amino acids)
Source: RefSeq, a predicted model, not a curated record